AUGACAAUAUCAUACAAAUUGGGUACACCUCUUUGGGUGAAAUGUGAUGAUGGAGAGUGGUGGCCAGCAGUUGUUAGGGAGGCUGACGAGGAGUUGCUACUUCUUGUUGGUGGUGGAUACGAUAUGUGCGUUGAGUUUUAUCACGAUCCUGGUAAUCUUUAUCCGUUAGUGGCGAGUGACGACGGUAUACGGUUAUUUCACCAUUCAGAGAGUGAACGGGAUGCGGAGGAGCAGAAGUUUUUUCUAGUGAAGGCGACACAAGAUGCGGUGCAAAAAGCGUUUCAAGAUUUUGAUCGUAAUGCAGAUUCAAGAAAAGUAGUAGUACCGUACAACGCAAGGGAGCUACACUGUAUGUCGGCCCUAUUGCAAUCGGUUAACCACAAUACUGCUCUAGAUUUACGGCGUGCGUUGGAGCAGCAGGAAGGUAUAAACCUCUCCCCACGCAAGAAUAAACGUGUAGGUGAUAAUGAGAGGAAAAAACGUAAAAGAAGUAUUAACAAGAUAUCAGGCGAUAUGACAACGCAUCAUAAUGACUUAAAGGUGGGACUGAGUGAUGAAGAGUCAAGUUACUGGCCAAUUGAGCCAUCAACAAGAACAGGAAUAACAACAACAACAACAACUUUAUCAUCAUCAGUAGCAUUAUCAGAAACAGCAACAGGAAAUGCAACUGCGAUAGAAAGUACAGGUUCGAGUAUUCCUAGAGUCUCUCAUGUUGAGGGAAAAGAACUGUUCUGCGAACCUUUUACCCCUGCCGCAUUGGAUGUGCUUCGAAAAGAGGUUUUUGAAGACAAGGAUCGAUUAAUAUUAUCACCACUUUACCGCUAUCUUGAAGUACUUGGUGCUGUAGCGGUGGAUGGUGUGCCCUUGCAGACAACAUUACCUUCUCCACUCGCGUUGUGUGAAGUUCCGGAAGGUGGAUUUCCCCCAUCACGACGCGUUCUACUUGUAGCUCUCUCAGCUUCCACUUUUGAUCACACAGAUGGGUGGAUGGUACCUUUUGAAUACGAAGAUUCCACCAUUUCUAUGACACUUUCUGUGAACGACAAUUUGAUUGAGACACCUUGCAACCCUUCGCUACCUUCUGGGAAAGAAAUGUUGGCCGUAAAAACAGCCCCAGUGGCUGAUAUUACUUCUUAUGUAAUACGUGAAGAGUUGUUUUCAUUGAAAGUGGGUUUUACAGGUUUUUUAGAGGAUGCUGCGCUAUGGAAUGGUAUCAUUGUUGCUGUAUAUGCAGAUGAACUUGAUAUGGAUUUAUUGGUUAACAGAAUUGUUUCAAAUUAUCAGAUGCCACCUCGGAGGCGAAAACGUGAUAGUGUAGUUGGGGUGCAGGUGAAGAUUGUGUGCCCCAUUACAACACUCCCAUUGGAGAUUCCAGUACGAGGUUUUUCCUGUGAACACAUGCAAUGCAUGGAACUACGCUCUCUACUUGUGCAUUGUAUUCGUACCAAUGUCUGGAAUUGUCCACUGUGUUGGUCCCCAACUCUGCCGCGUACCAUUAUUGUGAAUUAUAGGUUGAAAGAAUGGUUAGAAACGCACCAAUCACAGAUAAGUGAAGUGGAGUUUAUUGUUGAAACACCUUCUGGAGGUCCUCUUCAACCCAUCUGGAGACAGAAAAGCUCCAGAAAAAUUGCUGAUGUCAUUGCCGUGGAAUAA
Molecule: messenger RNA, 1653 nt
Organism: Trypanosoma theileri
Lineage: Eukaryota; Euglenozoa; Kinetoplastea; Trypanosomatida; Trypanosomatidae
Product: lorien protein
Exons: 1
Coding region: 1-1653 (550 amino acids)
Biological process (GO): protein sumoylation
Molecular function (GO): SUMO ligase activity; zinc ion binding
Source: RefSeq, a predicted model, not a curated record